AUGACUGAGAGAGCUCGCAGACUGCUGCGACUGACUACCCGGCAUGACAACUACACUCUGCCAUGUCUGUACGGCUGUCUGAAUCCCAACGUUAUCUCAUCAGGAGUUGGACGACCCCAUGUCAUUGUUGGUACAAGCAGCCAGUACUACAUACUGGCCUCUCGGCUCAGCUGUAAAGUCUGUAAAAAGUACUGGUUUGCAGACAAACCCCAAUGGAUGGACAUGCUGCCAAGUCGGUUCUGCAACAUUUUGCCAGCUUUUCUGACGCACAAGAAGGCCAUAUGUAAGACUGUGAUGGAUGAGUUGUGGCGCACAGCAAAGUCUCCCAAUGAUAUGGCCAAUCAGUUGAAUGAAGCUCUCCACCUCAGGCAUGAGCUUGCACACCUGGCUUACCUGUCUGUUAAGAAUGUGCUGGAUGGAGACAGUGGACUUUAUGGUCAGCAGACCAUCACAGGGGCACUAAGAGCAACAAAUACUACUGCUCCAUUUGGUGAGUAUGGUGAUGUGGUCGGCUGGUGCAGAGUAACAGUCUCACCCCACUACUUGGUUGACUGCCUCAUUCAGGAGUACCAUAGGCAGGAGAGCACUCUCAAUCUGCUCCUUCAAGGCACGUUUGGACAAGCCUUAAGGGCUAACCAUACCCGCAAGGUGGCCCGGAAGGUUGUGCUUGCAUCAGGUACUAUGUCGUCCUACGCUGUGAUGAAUGAAAACUGGAUGAUCUUGUCCUGGGUGAUGCUGCAGUCUGAAAGUGAUAAAUCCCUGCAGCCAAUGUAUGAUGGGCUGUCUCAUCGUUACGUUUUUGCAGGACUGCCAAAAGCCAACUACCAGUGGGUUGACAGAGAUUACUGUGCUGCCUUCAGGAUCCCAAACCCUGAGCCCCAGCAGCACAUCAGGGAGCACUGCCGCACCAGGGUCCCACACCCCAAAGAGCUGCUGGAGAGAGUGGAGAGCAUUCUCCAAAGAUUCUUUUUAGAAUGCGAUCCUGAUGGUGUGCCACUGUUCAAACCAUUGAUGUUGAAGGUGUGGAGGAUUCAGCGAGUCCACAUCCUUUGA
Messenger RNA from Sinocyclocheilus rhinocerous, 1053 nucleotides. RefSeq lists its product as uncharacterized. The record is from RefSeq and is a predicted model, not a curated record. The coding region runs from base 1 to 1053 and encodes 350 amino acids. NCBI's taxonomy places the organism in Eukaryota, Metazoa, Chordata, Actinopteri, Cypriniformes, Cyprinidae. The transcript is spliced from 3 exons.